Messenger RNA from Pecten maximus, 1027 nucleotides. Its product is annotated as transmembrane emp24 domain-containing protein 6-like. The transcript has 4 exons. Gene Ontology annotation, cellular component: COPII-coated ER to Golgi transport vesicle; endoplasmic reticulum; endoplasmic reticulum-Golgi intermediate compartment. Lineage: Eukaryota; Metazoa; Mollusca; Bivalvia; Pectinida; Pectinidae. The coding region runs from base 295 to 1005 and encodes 236 amino acids. Gene Ontology annotation, biological process: intracellular protein transport; endoplasmic reticulum to Golgi vesicle-mediated transport; Golgi organization. The record is from RefSeq and is a predicted model, not a curated record.
UUUUAUAUAAUGAAACAACUAUACUGAACCCAAGCUAUGUUUUAGGUUUAAAUACGCGCUUGUUCUUUAAGAAAUUAAAAACACCGUUGGAAUACUGCUGUAUACAUUAACUUACGUCAAACCUGAAUGCAUCAUCUUAUAUUUAUUUGCCUACUACAGAAAGACAGGUGUGCUUGACAAAAUGACCACACGUGUACAUUAUCGAUUUACCUGGGAUUUAGGCCUGUGGGAAAAUGACAACGGUGCCAUGUGUACGAUAAGGCCAACGUAAACCUGUACUCAUAUACAUCCAACAUGGCGACUAUACAUCUUACACGAGUAUUAACAUUACUGCUGUGGUGCACGUACUCCAGUAAAUUAGUGUCUGCAGCAGAGUAUGACGAUUUCGAUUUCGAUGGCUUACCAGGUGUCCAACACGAGUUUAAAAUCGAAGUACCGGCAGGUGGCGAAGAAUGUUUUCAUCAGAAAGUCGCCGAGGGGGCCAACUUACAUAUGUCAUUUGAGGUGUUAAGGAGUAGCGGGGAGAGGCUGAUUGACGUGGUAGUAAAGGAUCCAACUGUCUUUAUCGUGGAAGCGCACUAUGCGAAAUCGGAAAUCACUAUUCAACAUAAAGUAGCACUUGCCGGUGUUUACACCAUUUGUAUAGACAACACGUUUAGCAGGAUGGCCUCCAAACUGGUAUAUGUGUACUUAAUUACAUUUGUACCGUCGGAGUGGACAAAAUACGUCCAGGAGAUCGAGGAUAUGAAUAUGGCUGUAUCAAACUUCACGCACUCUAUAUCCGAAGUUCAGAAAUCCCUUGAAGAGGCCAAACUACACCAGGCCAGCAGCCGUAUGAAUGUUGUGAAGGACUGGUAUCUGAUUAUGGGGAACAAUGACUACAUCGUAAAAUGGUCUAUAGCUCAAAUAGGUGUUGUUGUUUGUUCUUCUGUCUUUACUGUCUUCUUUGUCCGUAGAUUAUUUAAAAUUCAAAAUGUCACACCAUCUCAAAAACCACGAGCAUAAUACACAUAGUUUUUAAAAAUUA